GGAACCGAUUCGAAGCAGCGAUUCGUUCAGGAGCCGGGCGACAUGGCGGUGUGAGGGACGCGCAGCCGGCGGACUGAGUGUGUUGGAGCCGCUUUACAGACACAGCCAUGAUUCUCCCGGCGCUCAGGUGUGCGGUGUGGCGCGGGUACCGGAGAGGACUUCAGCAGAGCCAGCGAACGCCUUUAAGACAAUGGAUGCUCCAGAGAGGACAGAACACAGUCGUCGCUGAAAGUGGGCCUUCACAGACCUCCACGGUGACCGUUCCCAACGCAGCGACGAACCGCCUCGUAGGCCGAUGGCUGGUGGGAUGCAGCGGGCUUGUCUUGGGGGCAGUAGUUUUAGGAGGUGUCACCAGGCUUACAGAAUCCGGCCUGUCCAUGGUGGAUUGGCACUUGGUGAAGGAGAUGAAGCCGCCGCGGUCGCAGGCUGAGUGGGAGGCCGAGUUCUCCAAAUAUCAGCAGUUUCCAGAGUUCAAAAUAAUGAACCAUGACAUGACCCUGACUGAGUUCAAGUUCAUCUUCUACAUGGAGUGGGGGCACCGCAUGUGGGGCAGGCUGGUGGGCUUGGCUUACAUCCUCCCCACCAUGUAUUUCUGGAAGAAAGGCUACUUUAACCGCUCUAUGAAGGCUCGUGUGCUGGGCUUGUGUGGCUUCGUCUUCUUCCAGGGUCUCCUGGGCUGGUACAUGGUGAAGAGCGGCCUGGAGGAGAAGCCGGAGUCUUAUGAUAUUCCUCGUGUCAGCCAGUACAGGCUGGCCUCUCACCUGGGAUCAGCCCUCCUGCUGUACUGCGCCAGCCUGUGGACGGGUCUCACCCUCAUGCUUCCUGCAAACAAGCUUCCUGACAGCAAGCGUGUGCUGCAGCUCCGGAGAUUCGCCAAGGGAACGGGUGCCCUAGUCCUCCUCACAGCUCUCUCAGGGGCUUUUGUCGCUGGACUCGACGCUGGCUUGGUGUACAACUCCUUCCCAAAGAUGGGCGAGUACUGGAUCCCUGACGACCUGCUGGCCUUCUCUCCAACCAUCAAGAACUUUUUUGAGAACCCCACCACCGUCCAGUUUGACCACCGAGUGCUGGCUAUUGGCUCAUUAGCAGCCAUCACUGGUCUCUACUUCUUCUCCAGACGCAUGCAUCUGCCGAGGAGGGCCAAGAUUGCAAUCAGCUGCCUGACAGCCAUGGCUUACACACAGGUGGCUCUUGGCAUCUGCACCUUGCUCCUGUACGUGCCCACCCCCCUGGCGGCUACUCACCAGUCUGGAUCAGUGGCGCUGCUUACUUUUGCCAUCUGGGUCCUCGCUGAGCUCCGCAAGGUGGCCAAGUAGAUCCCCCUGUUCACGUCCUACCCAGUAGGCACCUCUAAUCAGGUCCGGAGAGACUCUAUACUCCGUUAAGUAAAACAGGCUCGCCUUCCUGCAUCGCAGGCGGUUUAAUCCGUCUCCAAUUUGGGUCAAAUACAUGGAAGAAGUUCUA
Molecule: messenger RNA, 1464 nt
Organism: Pygocentrus nattereri (red-bellied piranha)
Lineage: Eukaryota; Metazoa; Chordata; Actinopteri; Characiformes; Serrasalmidae
Gene: cox15
Product: cytochrome c oxidase assembly protein COX15 homolog
Exons: 9
Coding region: 108-1316 (402 amino acids)
Biological process (GO): heme A biosynthetic process
Cellular component (GO): mitochondrial inner membrane
Molecular function (GO): oxidoreductase activity, acting on NAD(P)H, heme protein as acceptor
Source: RefSeq, a predicted model, not a curated record